Messenger RNA from Closterium sp. Naga37s-1, 1659 nucleotides. Lineage: Eukaryota; Viridiplantae; Streptophyta; Zygnematophyceae; Desmidiales; Closteriaceae. The record is from the annotation of a GenBank genome assembly.
AUGCUUCCUCCUCAGCUUCCGUUCGAUCAACUCUUCGAGUUAGGGCCCAGCGUGCUUCCCUCUGGAAGCCAUUCUCUGGUCCGCCUCCCCUCCCAGACGCCCUUCCUCGUCCGACACCUCGUCCGCCCCGCGAUGCCUGUAUCGCUAGGCGACGACUAUUAUCCGUAUUCGCCGCGGCCCUUUGUCAUGGCGUCAGCUGUAAUAGCCCUUCCGACCGUCGGCCCUGUCCUCGCGCCUGCUGCGCCGCCCGUUCCCGUCGUGGCGUCGUUGUCUGCGCCUGGCGAGGCGCGUGGUCCUGCGCCUGCGUCGUCACCUACUCCCGCACUCGCCUCGGCGUCUGCUCCUGCGCCUGCCCCUGGGCCGGCUGCGGCAUCAAAUCCUGCGCACACUCCUACGCCUGCGCCGGUGGUUCCACCUGUCCCCGUGGGGGUGUCGGCGCCCGUGCCUGUGGUUGCGGCAUCGUCUGCUGCUGUUGGAGCAGCCUCCGCGAUGCCACUGGUUGCGCCUGCCAUGGCGCUUUCUGCUGCUGCUGUUGUGGACCCAGCUUACCAGCCGCCUCCAGCCACCAGCGCCGGCCUGAGCUCGGCGGAGGUUCAGUCGGCUCGCGUGUCGCCUCCGGUUGCUCCUGCCCCUCUGCCUGUGGUAGCAACCGCGCUGCCUCCGACCGUCCAGGCGGGUCCUGCUCCCGCACCCUCUGCUCUUGUUCCUCCUGCUCAACGUCCUCCGUCCCCGGGCCGUCGGGAGCAUCGGCCUCAUUCCCCUGUGCCGCAUAACGAGCAGGAGAUGUCACGGCGGCGGCACGAUUCCCCUCGGCGCCGAGGUUCACAGGCAAAUUGGGCUGCACCCCGUGGUGGCCGAGGGGGCUGGUGGGGUGGGCGUGGUCGCAGUGGCGGCUGGGUGUAUGAUCAGCCGGUGAAAAUGGCCGACUUGCAGCGAGUUGUGUCUAACGCGAUGCGCGAGGAGCGGAACGGGCGGGCGAGCCUGAGCAAUUUGCCGCGCGUCGCUCCUGCGCCGGUGUCUCUUCCUCCAGCUGCGCCCUAUGCGCCUGCUCCUCCUCCUCCCUCGUCUGCCGCUCCUCCUCCUCGUGCUGCCGUUGCAUCUGUUGCUGCUCCUGGGAACCGUCUGCGGUUGCCGUGGGUUCCUCCUGUGGCGGGCAUGGAGUUCGUGACCGCGGGCGGAGGACCGGUGACGCCGCAGUAUCCAUCCCUGCUGCCCAUGGCUCCUGAUCCGCCAGCUGCUGAUCUUCCGAUACAAUCGCUGGUAGGGCCGUCUCCUUCGGCGGAUGUGCCUGAGGCGUCUCUCGGGCAGCUUUGGCGCCUCUCUGAGGGUCUGCGGGCUGUUCACCUGAUCCAGGUGUAUUGUCACGCGGCUCUUUCUCGCGGCGUGCCUCUGGUAGGCGGCCCUCUGGACGAGUGCUCGGAUGCCGCUGACCGGCUUGCCGAGCUCCUUGCGCCCGUGUUGGCUGCGCCCGUGUUGGCUGCGCCCGCGCGGAGUGGAGUUGCGGGCUUUGGACAGCUUGGGACUGCGCUCCGUAGUCUGCGCCGGGUGAUGCGCGCAGCGACUGCAGUCGACCUGAUCGACGCAACCACGGUGGUGGUGCGCGAGCUUCAUCGCUCGAUGACGGGGCUCCUUGCUGUUCUUGACGCGGAUCAGAUGUAG